Molecule: messenger RNA, 3757 nt
Organism: Spea bombifrons (plains spadefoot toad)
Lineage: Eukaryota; Metazoa; Chordata; Amphibia; Anura; Pelobatidae
Gene: MTSS1
Product: MTSS I-BAR domain containing 1
Exons: 15
Coding region: 437-2779 (780 amino acids)
Biological process (GO): plasma membrane organization; positive regulation of actin filament bundle assembly; adherens junction maintenance
Cellular component (GO): cytoplasmic side of plasma membrane; actin cytoskeleton
Molecular function (GO): phospholipid binding; actin binding
Source: RefSeq, a predicted model, not a curated record
GCUGCAGAGUCCCAGUGAAGGAUCUUACAUGCAGCGCUGAUCUCCUUCUAAUCCUCUCUCUCUCUCCUCCAACGAUCCACCGGCAGUAUGAGCUUCUAUGGACAGCAAUGGAUUCCCCGUUCUUACCGGUGGCUGAGUGUGGGGAGCAUCUAAUCCUGAAAUCCAGUGUCUGAAUCAGGUGGAUCAUCUGCCUGCUUGGGAUCUGCAUGUAGAAGGAUCCAGCUGGGGGUCUCACAGCCCAUCCCUACCCCGGCUCUCUAGCCCUGCUAAGAAGUGGGGAAGGAGGAGAUCUCUCAUAGCCUCUCCUAUAGACACGCAAUUAACAGAGGGGGUCGGAUCCAGAUCUGUUGGGGGUCUCAGCUCAUCUGACACUAGUGGAUUUUUUUUUCUGCCUAUUUUUUUUUUUGCUUUUUCUGGAUUGAUCCAAUACUGAAUCAUGGAGGCUGUUAUUGAGAAAGAGUGCAGUGCUCUGGGAGGCCUGUUCCAGAAUAUCAUAAGUGACAUGAAGGGAAGUUACCCCGUUUGGGAAGAUUUUAUAAACAAAGCAGGAAAACUGCAGUCGCAGCUUCGAACUACUGUGGUGGCAGCUGCAGCGUUUUUGGACGCCUUUCAGAAGGUAGCUGACAUGGCGACAAACACCAGAGGAGCUACGCGUGAGGUUGGGUCCGCGUUGACCAGGAUGUGUAUGAGACAUCGCAGUAUUGAGGCCAAACUCAGACAGUUUUCAAGCGCUUUAAUCGACUGCCUGAUCAACCCACUGCAAGAGCAGAUGGAAGAGUGGAAAAAGGUGGCUGCCCAGCUCGAUAAGGAUCACGCGAAAGAGUACAAGAAGGCUCGUCAAGAGAUCAAAAAGAAGUCCUCGGACACUUUAAAACUGCAGAAGAAAGCCAAGAAAGGGAGAGGAGACAUCCAGCCUCAGUUAGACAGCGCUCUGCAAGACGUCAACGACAAGUACCUACUGCUGGAGGAGACGGAGAAGCAGGCGGUGAGGAAGGCCCUGAUCGAGGAGCGCGGCCGCUUCUGCUCCUUCAUCUCCAUGCUGAGGCCCGUUAUUGAGGAAGAAAUCUCAAUGUUGGGGGAGAUAACCCAUCUGCAGACAUUAUCUGAGGACCUGAAGAAUCUCACCAUGGAUCCCCACAAGCUGCCAUCUGCAAGCGAACAGGUGAUUCAUGAUUUGAAAGGAUCCGACUACACUUGGUCCUACCAGACUCCACCAUCCUCUCCAAGCACCACCAUGUCUCGCAAAUCCAGCGUCUGCAGCAGUCUGAACAGCGUUAACAGUAGCGACUCCCGAUCGAGUGGCUCCCACUCACACUCACCCACUUCACACUAUCGCUAUCGCAGCUCCAAUCUGCCCCAGCAGCCCCCUAUGAGGCUGUCCAGCGUGUCCUCCCACGACUCCGGCUUCAUCUCGCAGGAUGCCUUCCAGUCCAAGUCACCUUCUCCGAUGCCCCCCGAGGCAGUUAAUCAGAAUUCGUCCAGCUCGGCCUCGUCGGAAGCGUCAGAGACCUGCCAGUCCGUGAGCGAGUGCAGCUCUCCUACUUCCGUGAGCUCCGGGUCCACCAUGGGAGCGUGGGCCUCCACUGACAAGUUGUCUAAUGGGUUUUGCCACUAUAGUCUGUCCAGUGAUCUGCCCUCAGCCGCUGGUCCUUUCACCCAUUACCCGCAUCCCGCCUCCCGUCCCUGGAUCCGUUCUAGCUCUACCCUUCCAGAAAGCCAUCACUAUUACACCAUUGGGCCGGGCGUUUUACCGUCAUCUAAGGUUCCCACUUGGAAGGACUGGGCUAAGCCAGGUCCAUAUGACCAGCCGUUGGUGAACACCCUUCAGCGGCGUAAACGGGAGGCCGACCCCACUGGAGGAGCCCAAAACGCCGCUCCGGGACAGAACGACGGGGCUCCAGCUUCCAGGAACACAAGUGUGCCGGCAGCAUCUAUGCAGGGAGAAGAAGCAGAGACCUGCGAUGAUCUGGCUUUAGCUCUCAGCCGGGGCCUUCAGCUGGACACGCAGAGAAGCAGCAGGGACUCGCUGCAAUGCUCCAGCGGCUACAGCACCCAGACUACAACCCCAUGCUGCUCCGAGGACACCAUCCCAUCACAAGUUUCAGAUUAUGAUUACUUCUCAGUAAGCGGUGACCAAGAGGGAGAUCAGCAGGAUUUCGAUAAGUCUUCUACCAUCCCGAGAAACAGUGACAUCAGCCAGUCAUACAGAAGGAUGUUUCAAGCUAAACGCCCGGCCUCCACUGCUGGGUUACCGGCCACCUUUGGACCUGUGAUGGUUACUCCCGGCGUGGCCACCAUCCGAAGGACCCCAUCCACCAAACCAUCAGUGAGACGUGGCACCAUUGGAGGAGGUCCCAUUCCAAUAAAGACGCCGGUAAUCCCGGUUAAAACGCCAACAGUGCCCGAUAUGCCAAGCGGGCUGACCAGCAGCGCAAGCGAAGAUUAUGGCGAUCAAAGUCCUGAUUCCCCUUCUGCCACAGAAGUCGGAGCGGUUAACAGCGACAUGCCGUCCUCUCUGUGGAGUGGCCAGGCUUCUGUCAAUCCUCCAGUCCCUGGGCUUCACGGUAUGGUUGCCGAAGGAAGGCCUGAGAAUGAAGAUGAGGAAGAUGAGCAGGAUCACGCGUUCAUCGCUGAGCCCACAGUCCAAGCUGAGCCUGAAGUGGCCGAGCCUGCAGGUGAUGCUUCUGUUCAAGGUGAGGACAUGCUGAAUGCAAUCCGACGCGGAGUCAAGCUGAAGAAGACAACCACAAACGAUCGCUCGGCUCCUCGACUCACUUAGAAGGGGCGAGAAUUCCACCGGUGACUGAGGAGCAAGAACUCUACCCUGAUACUUAAUUGUCUUUUUAUCCAUUCCAGUCUGUGAUCAGAGGAUGUUGCAGGAACAUAUACAGGGUUGACAAAAGUACUUUAAAAAGUAAUAAAAAGAAGAAGAAGAAGAAAACAAAUAUUCCAUAAGUGUGGAAAAGCAAGGUUAAUAUAUGUCGGUGUACCAAUUCUGUAAAUAGAUUUUAUUUCUGCACAUAAUCCCCUUUUUAAGUUUCUUUUUUUUUUUUGGAAUUUAUUCCCAUCAGGUGCCAAAAUUCACAAUUAAAUUUUAUAUAAGUCUUUGUAAAUUUUAAAAGCGUGGAGAAAGAAACAAAAAAAAAAAAAAGGCCAGAGAAGAGCGAAAAAGCCUUCGUGGGAAAGGAGCGGGUGCGAUCUCAGUAUCUUCGCUCGCGUAGCGCACGUAUAUCCGCAGAAACCGACUUCUCGACUAUCUGUUCUCUUUUACAAAAACUUUGAUCUCUUUUUUUUUUGUUUUUUAAUUUGUUAUCGAAGCAGACGUUAUAAAUUAUUCACGAUUGAGAGCAAUAUUAUAAACUUUUGGAUCCGUAGAGCAUGUGACAAGGGGUUGUGGGGGUGGGGAAUGCCAUCAUAACACAUAUUGUUAUACUGACACUUGUAAUUUAGCGAUCAUUUGAUAGUAGCACCAUAUUAAAUCCGCCACAAUAAGCCAUACUGGAUUGCAGUGUUCCCAUCUUGUUGUGUUUUUGAUCUUUUUUUUUUUUUCUCUCCGAAUAUAGUUUCGUAGUAUCGGAUUAUUAAAGUUUUUAUUAAUGUUUUUUUUCCCCUCCCGCAUGUCACCUGUCGUGUUAACUCUUAGUGCAAUAGGAUUUAGGUCCUGCGUUAAAAACUGAUAGCCGGGCCGCCGUCUGCAUUAUAUAAGGUCUGUAUUUUUGUAUCUCUGCAAAAGUUCACUCUUUAUAACCUCGUGUGC